Nicrophorus vespilloides is the source of this 4217-nucleotide messenger RNA. Its product is annotated as roundabout homolog 2-like. The coding region runs from base 362 to 3703 and encodes 1113 amino acids. Gene Ontology annotation, cellular component: axon; plasma membrane. Lineage: Eukaryota; Metazoa; Arthropoda; Insecta; Coleoptera; Silphidae. Gene Ontology annotation, molecular function: protein binding. Gene Ontology annotation, biological process: axon guidance; cell-cell adhesion. The transcript has 7 exons. The record is from RefSeq and is a predicted model, not a curated record.
UUUCGUCGUGUGAACAUCGUACAUUGUACAAACACUCUGUAUAUGUAUAUAUACUUGCGUACACACAGAGAUACGUAACUCUAGGACUACCCUCGUGCGGAUAUCGUGUUGUGAACGAUGAGUGCAUCACAAAUGACCUAACAUUAUGAUGAUACAACAAUGCUAAUUUACCUUUGGUGAUUGCAGUUACAUUAACGCAAAACAAUGUGUGCUUCUUCUGGUAUGGUGCGACAAGUGAAAUAAUGAGCAGUGCGUAAAAUCGUCCGAUCAGAAAUAAAGUACCCAUUAUUUUUGGUUUAGUUCUUCGUUUCUUCAUUUCCAUCAACAUCGAAUUCUUUUAUCGACAACCGCAAAACGCAACAUGGAUUUUAUUUACUUCGUCCUCGUAGUUGCAGCAGCUUUUGGACCAGAAAUAGCAAAAGGUCAAAUUCGGUCGCCUCGUAUAACAGAGCAUCCGUCGGACACGAUAGUAGCGAAAAACGAACCGGUUACACUGAAUUGCAAGGCCGAGGGCAAACCGGAGCCCGAGAUCGAAUGGUACAAGGACGGGGAGCUGGUGAAGAUAGCGAACGUGGACAACAGCAAGUCACAUCGGGUCCUUCUCCUUUCCGGAUCCCUCUUCUUCCUGCGAACUGUUAACAGCAAGAAGGAGCAGGACAGCGGGGUCUACUGGUGCGUGGCCAAAAACAUGGCAGGAUCGACGACCAGCAAAAACGCCACCCUACUAGUUGCAGUCUUGCGCGAUGAUUUUCGCGUGAUCCCGACUGACACGAGAGUAGCGGCUGGGGAGACGGCAUUGUUGCAAUGCACUCCUCCGAAAGGCCACCCCGAGCCGACGGUAAUCUGGAAGAAGGAUGGAAAGAACCUGGAUCUAGAUGAGAGGAGGAUGCACAUCGUGGAUAACGGUAAUCUGAUGAUUUCCGACGUCCGUAAGCAUGACGAAGGCCGAUACCAAUGCAUUGCUAGUAAUCUAGUCGGCGUUCGCGAUACUCCAUCUGCUGAACUUUUCGUCCACGUGAAACCAUUUUUCAAUAAGGAACCGCAAGAUGCUAUCGCUCUUAUAGGAAAGAUGGUUGUUUUUCAUUGCACCGUCGAAGGAGAGCCUACACCGAAUGUUAUGUGGAGGAGAGAAGAUGGGAAGAUGCCUUUGGGAAGGGCCCGCAUCCUCGACGACAAGUCCUUGCUGAUAGACAGCGUGCAGACUUCCGACGAGGGUCUCUACAUUUGCGAUGCCGAAAACAUCGUGGGCAGCAUAACGGCCAAAGCCUCGCUCGUGGUCAAUUCGCAGCCAACGUUCACAGAGAAGCCGAGGGACCAGAAGGUUGGUUUGAACGGCGUCGUCGAGUUUCAUUGCGCUGCGACGGGGAAUCCGAGGCCUUCGGUGUUUUGGAGUAAAGAGGGUUCUCAGCUGCUGAUGUUCCCCGACAACUCUUACGGGCACAUGAACGUAAAUUCGCACGGGACUUUGAGGAUCCAAGGUGUUCAAAGGGAAGACGCCGGCUUCCUUGUUUGCUCGGCGCUGAGCGUCGCUGGAUCCAACAGCGUGAGGGCCUUCCUUCAAGUUACUUCUGUUGCCGAUCUUCCGCCGCCCAUUAUUCAAAUCGGUCCCGCGAAUCAAACGCUUCCAUUGCACAGCAUUGUCACUUUGCAUUGCAAAGCAGCCAAUCCGGAGGGAGAGCCGCCUAUGAUCAAGUGGCUCAAGGAUAGCAAAGUCCUUCGCCAGGAUCAUCUGCCAGACAGAUAUACUUUGAGCACUUCCGGCACUUUAGACAUUGACGAUUUAAGAGUUGAGGAUUCUGGCGUCUACACUUGUUCGGCCACUUCGGAGAGCGGCGAGAGUUCGUGGUCAGCAUCGUUGAGCGUUGUGGAGGGUUCGAGUGGUUCUUUGCAUCGCAGUCCCGAUCCAUCAACAUUCCCGAGAGCCCCGACGGCACCGAGGAUUCUGAACGCGACCGAAUCAAGCAUCAGUCUGUCUUGGGAUGGAGGUGUUGAUGAUGAGAUGGGCUUGGUCGGAUACACCGUCGAAUAUUGGAGCCCCGAUCUACAGACCGGUUGGGUGGUAGCUGCCCAUCGGGUGCCCAAUCCCUACAUGGUAGUGCGCGAAUUAAAGCCGGACAGUUCGUACGUGUUCAUAGUGCGUGCAGAGAACGCUCAUGGUCUAUCUCCGGCGAGUCCCGUUUCUGCGGCCGCCAGGACCCUCGCCAAUUCCCGUGCUGUGCCGCGUUCAGAAUUGGAUACGGCGAGGACGAUGUUGAGCACCAAAUUGGUCGAUUUACGUGACGCGAAGCCGCUGUCCUCGAGUUCGGUGAAGUUGAGUUGGACCCUAAGUAAUCCCGAGUACGUGGAGGGAUUAUAUAUUCGCUUCAGGGAAUUGUCUGGCGGCUCGCACAACUACAACAUCCUCACCGUUUUGGAUAUCCGCAGCAAGAGUUAUGCCGUCACGAACCUCAAGAAGUACACCAAAUACGAGUUCUUCAUAUCUCCGUUCUACAAGUCCGUGGAGGGACAACCGUCGAAUUCACGAGUAGCGCAGACCCUCGAGGAUGUGCCAUCCGCUCCUCCGGACAGUAUAACUGCUAGAUUGCAUAACGAUACGGCAUGGUUGGUGAGGUGGUUGCCUCCUCCUCCGCAGCACCACAACGGAAUUAUCAUCGGGUAUAAGAUAGAAAUUAAGGGGAGCGCGGCGCGAUCGAUGAUUACGAUGAACGCCAAUACAACUUCGGUGAUGAUAAGCAAUCUCACGUCGGGGGGCACAUACAAUGCCCGAGUCGCGGCCUUAACUCGCGCCGGCAUCGGGCCUUUCUCCAACAUAAUUCCACUGCAAACUACGCCGAGGGCUCAAAGUCCAAGAACCCUUGGUCCCCUGGUACCAUUAAUGCAGCAGCCGUGGUUUGUGGUGUUGUUGGCCAUUUUGGUGGUAAUUGUCUUCGUCGUCGGCGGGGGCUUCCUCUACUUCAAAUACAGGCAAACUUCAACCAAGGAGUUGGGCCAUUGUGGAGUGCCGGUAGUUAACGCCUCGCAGCUGAAUCCCAAGGAAAGUUUGUGGAUCGACAGAGGUUGGAGAGCGGCUGAUUGCGACAAAGACUCAUCCAUACCCUUGGCUCCGCCCGCGGACUACGCCGAAGUUGAUACCAGAAGUCUGUCGACUUUCUACAAAUCAAAGAAAUCUCCGGACAAUCCUACACCGUAUGCAACGACGAUGCUGCUGCCUCCACCAAGCUGGUCGGAGAUUAUCCCGCCGCCACCGGAUCAUCCUCCUCCGGAGUGUCCCAGCAUCCCAGCACCUCCACCAAGAGGUGGAAGCAGUUGCGGAAGUGCAGGUGGUGGAUACGCCUGCUACGCCGCACACGUUGGCCAAGGCAGCCAGUGCGGAAGGGUGGCUCAGUACCAUCAACCAAGGACCGGAUCCUGCAACAACUGCGACACCCAUUGUUCGUUGGCCAGCGGCAGCUCUGGUCGUAGAUCCGCUCCCCGCGUCCACUGCCAUCCACAGCACACCUGUGAUAAUAGCAAAGUCUGGGUGAACCAACAGUGGGAAGACGGAGGUGGCGAAGCGGACCUCGACACCGAUCGCAACUCCUGCUCCAGCAGUCACGACACCACAUGUUCCUGCAGUGAAUCCUCUUGCCUCUACGCGGAAGCUGGCCCGUCCAUCAAACCUAGACCCAUCCCGCACUGCCAAAUGAAUCGUUGUGUCAAAUAAGGAAACUGAAAACUACUUAAAAGCAUGAAUAACCCGUGAAUAGUUGAUUUUCUACAUAUCUUCAGACACUAGCGUGUUUUCUAAAUUUAUUAAAAGUUUUGAAAAAAACAAUAAUUGAAAAAAAAAAAAACGUCACUUCGAAAAUGAGAAUCUAAGGAAUUUAAUUAAAAUUAAACAAACGAGCAAAAUAUUUUUAUACUAAAAAAAAAACAACAAAAUCAAAAAAAAAUGUUUGCUUCACGUUUAAAUUCCCACAUCCCAACUGCAGAUGAUGACGUUUUAAAGAGAUUGAUUUACUUUUUUUUGGCGUAGAUUUUUUGAGAUCAAUAGAGAAAGAGAAAAAGAAAAAAAAAACAAAAAACAUCUAUCUAAUUUGUUUCGUUUUGCUAGUCCGUAGCUGUUUAAGUUACCAAGUGUCUUCCUAAAUGUCCCAACUAUUCACAAAACAUAAAGAAAGAAAAUCUAAAACUUUUUAAAAGAAAUAAUACUUUGUUCGUAUUGGGAGACAAUAAUA